Mollisia scopiformis is the source of this 664-nucleotide messenger RNA. RefSeq lists its product as uncharacterized. Gene Ontology annotation, molecular function: transcription coregulator activity. Gene Ontology annotation, biological process: regulation of transcription by RNA polymerase II. Bases 62 to 415 code for a protein of 117 amino acids. NCBI's taxonomy places the organism in Eukaryota, Fungi, Ascomycota, Leotiomycetes, Helotiales, Mollisiaceae. The transcript is spliced from 3 exons. The record is from RefSeq and is a predicted model, not a curated record. Gene Ontology annotation, cellular component: mediator complex.
ACUUUGUGCGUCGACGACGACGUCCCUUUUGCACAAACACACAUUAUAUAGACGAGGAGUCAUGGAGGGCGCUCAGCAGACCACAUCCGGUCUUAUAGAUCGCGAGAAUGCGACAAUUGCAGAACUUCUUACUCGAUUUUUAAAUCUUGUAAAGCUUGCUGCAUCGCCGGUUGAAGAGGGUGCCACGAAGGAGGUUGCUGCUGCACAGGCUUUUGAAAUGGAGUGUGAGAGUUCUGCUUUGGUUCGAGCUUCAGAAGACCUCCUCCAAUUGACACGCGAGCUGAAGGAAUUGUGGCUUUUUGGGCCCUUGAGAGGCAUCAAGGAGGGAGAGGGCGAAGGGAAAAUGGACGAAGACUCGAUCAAGGUUGGAGAAAUGGUCGAGGCUCUUUUGAAAAAGACAUCUGGAACGGCAUAAUGGAUACCUUGAUUUGAGCAAAUUCUUUACUGAAUACUAGGCGCUGGGAAAGAAUAACAGGCGUUGGGUGUCACGGGAAGCUUAGAUACCAGGCGUCAUGCCACAAUUAGAUUAUGAUGGUCACAGAACAAUGGGACAUGAAAUGCUUUGGAUUACUUAAUUAUCUGAACCUAGUUGGUUUAUCGUAUGGCGAUGAGUGCUGAUAGAGCUCGACACAACAAGAAGCUACUGGUCACACUACCAUGCCUU